CAGCGACUUAUAGCGGGACUGCGGCAGACAUUCUGACAUUGGGGGAAACUAACUUGGUGUCACUGACAUCCCCAGUGACACCAAUACAGUGAUCGGUGCUAAAAAAAAGCACUGACACUGUACUAAUGACACUGGGCAGGAAGGGGUUAACAUGAGGGGCGAUCAAAAGGUUAACUGUGUGCUGGGAGUGUUGUACUGGGGGGCGGUGUGUUGGUGCUUAACUGUAAGGACACUGCCAUCCAGAGCACCGAGCCGAUGGGGAGGGGGACUGUUAUUAAACAAAGUAGCCCUCCUUCCCAUCGGAGAUCCUCGGUAAUCACCGGGCGGCGGCGGGUAAUUACAGGCCGGGACCUGGUGAUUGACAGCCACGGCCGCGAAUGGCGGCACGGGUAGGGCGU
Staurois parvus is the source of this 398-nucleotide messenger RNA. The record is from the annotation of a GenBank genome assembly. Lineage: Eukaryota; Metazoa; Chordata; Amphibia; Anura; Ranidae.